AUGCUUGGUUAUGAAGGUUAUAUCUAUACUUUGGAACGAAAAACUGAUGUAAAAAUGAUUUUUCGAUGCCAGAAUCGAGAUUGCAAAGGUCGUUGUCAUACGAGCCCGUCAAUGGAUACUGUUCUUUCAGAACCAACUGAACAUUGUCAUGCGCCGAAUCUAGGCAAAAUUCCAGUUUUAGAUAUCAAGAACAAAAUAAAAUCUCGAGCGGCAGACAGCGAAGAACAAUCAAGUACUAUUCUACAUUCUGUAUUGAGAUCUUUUCCUCUAGAUUCAGCUGGCCAACUGCCUAAAACUGACACACUUUUGAGAACAAUUCGUCGACAACGUCAAGCAAUAUCAGUGAAUGCCGACAACCGACUUCCUGACCAUCUGAAGCAAACAGAUCGUGGUGAAAAUUUUGUCCUUCACGAAGACAACAAAAUGAUCAUUUUUACUACGACCUCGAAUCUUUCAAUUUUGGAAGCCUGUAAACAUUGGUUUGCGGAUGGGACAUUCAAAGUAAUAGAAAUAUAUUUCUCUAUUUUUGCUUAUUCAAAAUCAUAUUAG
Messenger RNA from Rotaria socialis, 549 nucleotides. NCBI's taxonomy places the organism in Eukaryota, Metazoa, Rotifera, Eurotatoria, Philodinida, Philodinidae. The record is from the annotation of a GenBank genome assembly.